UAUACGCAAACCAAAUGUUCAAUUCAUACUAGUAUGAGAAAUAACUUGCAUUCACCAAAGACAUCGACAAGAUUAAGAAAGGCUAUCUGAGGGAACGAGAAGUGCGCAAAGGUAUGAAUCAAAUUGACAAAUAAAGAAUUAAACAAUCGAUACGCUUAGAAUUAUAAAAAAAGAGUCGAAAAUUUUGUUAUUAAUAUGUUGGAGAAUCCAAUCGUUUGUGUUGACUAUCAUCAACCUAAUCAAUCGGCAUUCAGAGACGAGGAUCCCUCCAAGAAUUUAGGAGACCCUCAAUUCUAUGUCAAGGGUUUCAAACACGAAAAAGACCGUAUCCAAGAAGCCCUCGACAAGAAUAAGGAUCUUGACUUCCUGCCCAAUCGAUAAGUAGCUCACUAUUGUUUCCGAGAAAGAGAUCCCUCCAAAGACAUCAAGCGUGACAUUUUUCGAUACAGAGAUAAAACCAGUUUGGAAAGAAUUGAACAGUUCCUCAAGGAUCACACUCAGACUCAAGUUGAAAAUCAGAAAUUCCCAAAAAAGAAGUUGUUCAAUGUUGAAACUCUCUCUGACAACAUGACCUCCUAAGAUCGCAAAGCCUACAUCAGUCGAUUAGUGGCCAAAAACCUUUUGCCUUCUCUCCAUCAAAAAACACAUUUCCAAGCUGCCUCCACAAUGUACAAUAAUCUGCCACGUAUACUAUUUGUCUCUCCCUAUCUCUAGUAUCUCUUAUGGACCACACCAAAUCACUGCCUUAAAUGAAGCAGUUAGACACUGAAGAGAAAAGUAAUCAAAUCAUACUAUUUUAGAAUCUCAACAACAACAGAGAGAAGUUUAAAAGACUGAAGAGAAUGAAACCAAGGACAACAAGGCAAAACAAAAUAAUGAAAUGGAAACUUUCAAUCCCAUAGAAACCUCCAAGGUCAUUUUGGAGAGGUGUUAAGUUAUCAGGAAUAAAAACCCUAAAACUCAUGUCAUUCACAAAGGGGAAGGACAUCUCAUAUCCACUCUUGAUAAAUCCAUACAAGAAGUUUACAAAGAAAUUUAUGGAAUAGACUUCAGUGAACCCAAGUUUUUUCAAAAGUGACUCAAAUAUAAAAUUGAAU
Paramecium octaurelia is the source of this 1097-nucleotide messenger RNA. Lineage: Eukaryota; Ciliophora; Oligohymenophorea; Peniculida; Parameciidae. The record is from the annotation of a GenBank genome assembly.